AGGACAGAAGAGCAGCCUGAUACGUGUGUAUAUGAGUGAAAUGAUUAUGGCUGAAGUGACUGGAGCUCAGCUGAUCGCUGAGGCGUUCAAAUCUCAGAAUGUGGAGUACAUGUUUGGCAUUGUUGGCGUGCCUAUCAUCGAGGUGGCCAUGGCCGCCCAAGCAGCUGGCAUCAAGUAUGUUGGCAUGGGCAAUGAACAAGCAGCCUGCUAUGCUGCAUCUGCUAUUGGGUAUUUGACAGGAUGGCCAGCUGUGUGCCUGGUUGUGUCUGGACCUGGGCUGAUUCAUGCGCUUGGAGGAAUAGCCAAUGCUAACAUGAACUGCUGGCCUGUCAUUGUCAUUGGUGGCUCAUCUGAUAGGAACCAAGAAACCACAGGAGCAUUUCAGGAGUUCCCUCAGGUUGAAGCUUGUCGUCUGUAUAGCAAGUUUUCUGCUCGACCAAUCAGCCUUGAGAUGAUACCAGCCGUAGUUGAAAAAGCCAUGUAUGUCAGCUUUGAGGCCAUGUGUAAGGUGGAUCUGUGUGCUGAAGAGUUGAGUAAUAAUGUGAGAGCCGCAUCUGCUCUUCUCGGAGACAUACGAGCUGUGGUCAGACAGCUGUUGGAAACUGUAAGAUCAGAGUCCUGGAGAUUUCCUUCUGAUUCAGAAUGGUGGUCGACACUGAAGGAGAAAAUGACUGCCAAUGCUCAGAUAUCAAAGAGUCUUGCUCUCCAGUCCACUCUGCCCAUGAACUACUACACAGCGUUCCACCACAUUUCUGAGCUCCUGCCCAAAGACUGCACCAUAGUGAGUGAGAGAGCGAAUACUAUGGACAUUGGCCGCACCAUGCUGCUCAAUUACCUCCCACGACACAGAUUAGAUGCUGGUACUUUUGGCACUAUGGGGGUGGGUCCAGGAUUUGCCAUUGCAGCAGCAGUUUUAGAGCAGACGCAGAAGAGUGCUCAGAGAGUGGUGUGUAUAGAGGGAGACAGCGCCUUCGGUUUCUCUGGCAUGGAGGUGGAGACCAUAUGCAGGUAUAAACUGCCAAUCAUCAUCAUAGUAAUCAACAACAAUGCCAUCUACAGUGGAGUGGAUCCAGAGACAUGGAAAGAAAUGGAAAAGAUGGGAGACAUGACCACCAUUGCUCCUCCGGUGACGCUGCUACCAGAGGCACGGUACGAGCAGGUGAUGAGUGCGUUCGGGGGUCAUGGGUAUCUGGUCCGAACGGUAGAGGAACUCUGCAGUGCACUACAGGAGAGUCUGAAAAACACACAGACACCCAGCCUCCUCAACGUACUUAUAGACCCAGCCUCAGACCGCAAACAACAGGAGUUUCCCUGGCUGACACGUUCAAAUCUUUAGAGCUGAGAGAGAUAUCGGAUGAGAUCGGAUCAUGUCUUGAUGACCUAACGCUGUUUCUUAUACUACAUUUGGUCAAUUUACUGUAGGUGGCACCAUUUCCUGUUAAAAGGAAAACUGUAUAAUUUAACAUGAUCUCAGUCUCUGCUGACUGAAAUUAAUUUUCAUAGAUUCCUGUUCUUUCUAUAAAUACUUAAAUGCAUAGUUCAUCCCAAAAUAAAAAUUCUGCCAUCAUUUACCUCGUCGUUCUAAACCUUUAUGACUUCACAUAUCCUGUGGAACACUAAAGUAGAAUUUUUCUGAAGAAUUUUCAUGCGCCUCUUUCCAUACAACAACAGCUCUUAGGGUGCUGCAGGAAUGAGUCCUAAAACCUGGAAACAACUUUUACGUUUACACUUCCAGUUCCAUCGUCCUGAAGUCAGUAGGUUAUUGGUUAAAUGCCUGAAAUUAGGUCUGUACUCGAGAUACAGUAUUGUCCCAUUUCAUAUUUUCUGCAAUAAUCCAAAAGCCAGUGGAAAGAUCUUACUGACUUUUUGUCGAGGUAACCACAGUGAUGCUAACUUUCAGGUUGGCUUACAAAAAAUCUUCCCUGCAGCACUUUGUAGUGACCAUGUCUGUUAAACUCCAAAAAAGCAUUAAAAAGCACCAUAGAAUUAAUGAAUGUGAUUUGUGCACUAUAUUUGUACUAUGAGCUUCUAAAGUUAUUGUUCACUGUUAAUAUUCACAUCUACCAUGCAUUAUUUUGUUAAUCGUCGUAGCUUCAUAGCUGUAGUCACUAUGAACUGUCAUUCUGUGGAUUAGAGCAGCGUGAAGUUUCUUCAAAAUAUGCAUUUAUUUUGGUUGUUUGUUCUUUUUUCUUGUAUUUUCC
Messenger RNA from Sinocyclocheilus grahami, 2201 nucleotides. Its product is annotated as 2-hydroxyacyl-CoA lyase 1-like. Gene Ontology annotation, biological process: fatty acid alpha-oxidation. NCBI's taxonomy places the organism in Eukaryota, Metazoa, Chordata, Actinopteri, Cypriniformes, Cyprinidae. Bases 32 to 1336 code for a protein of 434 amino acids. Gene Ontology annotation, cellular component: peroxisome. Gene Ontology annotation, molecular function: catalytic activity; thiamine pyrophosphate binding. The record is from RefSeq and is a predicted model, not a curated record. The transcript is spliced from 14 exons.